Stegostoma tigrinum is the source of this 4639-nucleotide messenger RNA. It is a transcript of the gene fam53b, whose product is annotated as family with sequence similarity 53 member B. Bases 1109 to 2395 code for a protein of 428 amino acids. Lineage: Eukaryota; Metazoa; Chordata; Chondrichthyes; Orectolobiformes; Stegostomatidae. Gene Ontology annotation, cellular component: nucleus. The record is from RefSeq and is a predicted model, not a curated record. Gene Ontology annotation, biological process: positive regulation of canonical Wnt signaling pathway; protein import into nucleus. The transcript is spliced from 7 exons.
AAAUCAUGCGGUGGAGUUUGAAGAAGGAGGAAAGUGCUUUAUUUGUUUGGAGGAGACGCUGAUUGGUAUUUCUAGUGAGAGCUUCAGCCUUUGGAGCCUCUGUUUCUGGCCGAUUCCUUUCCAGCUCAUUUAGUGCAGUUUGCCAGCGCACUGCUGGGUUGCACAUGGCGAGGGCUCGAUUCGCUCGUCUGCCCUUGAGGGCUGCCAUGGCAAGAUCGUAUUCCCUGCAGUACACCAGUGAUUUGGGGAAACGCCAGUUAUCCCAGGGACUUUUGCUCCGCGUGUUUGUUUCCUCGUUGUCACGAUUGUAUUAAAGGGAAAGUCCUUCAAGUUUUGUUUUGAGGGGUGGGGAACAAGGUUAACAGGCAUGAUUUCUUACACUCUUCAGGAAAAGACAACUAACUGUGUAGAUCAUUACUGAGCCAUCUUCGUUUUGAACAACCCUGUACCAAUCAAGAUUAUUUUGCUUUCUAAAGAGAAUCAGAUGGCAAUUAAAAGUAACUUACGCGUUUUUGUUUUACCUGGGUAGCUUUUGCGAGCGUGUAAAACUUUUUUUUACCAUAUUUGCUGAUGUUCCGACAGAACUUGUUGAUUUUGUUUUGUUAAACAGUUGACUGGGCUUUUUGAUGUCGUAAGGCAAAGUACAGAUUAUGUUCCUCUUUAACUGUGUUGACAAAUGAAGGCAUGACUUGCUGCCAAGAUCUGAUGCUGUAGUACAUUCCUCCUGUACAGGCUAGUCCUAUACAACACGACUGUUCCUAGUUGGGAGAAUGGAAUGCGUAAGGUAUUUUGAGGUUUAAGAUUGGUGUCACAUAGAGAACCCUGUACAGUAUACAGGUGGAGAGCACAUUGCAAUCAUAGGCACAGCAAAAGUAAUACUCCAACCAGCGGCAAGUGCAGCAGAAAUGAUAUGGGAUUUUUGGAAAUUUCUUCAGACUAAGUCUGCCUAAACAAGCUGUCUCAAGCAAAUUUACUAAACAGUCAAGUUGAGUAAUGAAGACAGUGAUAUUCUCGCAGCUAGUUUUCGUGCGGACCUAAAAUGGAAGAUGCAGCCUAAAAUGAUACUGACUGACUAUUGUCCCCAAUGUAGUGGAUCCAAAGAGUUACCAUGGUGACUCUUUUAACCAAAGGUCUGGAAAACAAGAACUUGGGUUAUGGUACAUGCAACACCUUCAGCUCUGAACUGCACCAUCCAAAGAAGAUGAGUAAAGGGCCUACCCUCCUCUCAUGUGGAAUCAUGGAGGGGGAUCGGUGGAGAGACAUCAGCAGGAAGUGUCAAAUUGACCUUGAGCACACCACCAAUAAUCUGGAUUCACCUUGGACUUGUUUGACUGGUUCGGAGAACUGUCAAGUGAAUACAGUCUGGCCAAGUGAUUCAAAUCCAGCAUCUACUGUGACCAGUUUAAUUAAAGACCUCAGUCUUAGUGAUCGAAAUGGCCAUCCAUCAGCACCUCCCAGCAAACGGCAAUGUAGGUCAUUGUCAUUUUCAGAUGAACUAACGAGCUGUCGGUCACCAUGGAAACCUAGUGGGUCAAAGGUCUGGACUCCAGUUGACAAAAGGCGCUGUCACAGUGGGAGCAGUGUUCAACAUUGUUCAAAUGGGGUCUCUACCAUGCAGAGGAGCUCAAGUUUCAGUCUGCCUUCAAGAUCCAAUGUUUUUUCAUUCUCAUGUGAACCCUUGGCUACCAGUAACAGUUCUGUGUGCCCCCAGGGAAAGGGCUUUUGGACCACACCUACUUUUGGAAGGUUUCAAGAUGAUUUGCGUCCUGAUUCCAGUUCAGGAGUAGUGUCCGGGGUUGAUCUACUGCGACCCCUUUCCUUAUCUCAUGAGCAGAUAUCUGUGCUGGAGUUUGGCACGCCGUCCACAAUGAGUACAUCUGCUGCAACUCCAGAACCUGUGCAGCAGACCAACCGACUGCUCCGCAGCAGGUCACAGCCAUGUGUCCACAACGAUCAGAAAGUUGGGAUGAAACGCCGUAGACCAGAUGAAGAUCAAAGACCAUCACUUGACCUUGCCAAGAUGACUCAGAAUCUCAGGAAUUUUCACAGCCCCUGCUCAGUGGGUUCCACUGGGAAUGAUUGCUGCCAGCAGGAACAGACCAUCUCAGCGAACUCAAUGGCAGCAAAGACUUGGACACCACACGUCUAUGUUUCAGCUCCCAUGCCAGGCACAACCCCCGCCUGCAGUCCAGAACCACAACAUCAUGGAGACUCAGAAAAGCCCUCUACUAGCAAAGGGGAAACUGGCAGGCAGAACUCUAAAGGGUUUGGAGUUGUGAAGCAAAGCUGGCCAAGUGAGAAGAAUGAUAAAGGCUCAUGGAGGAAGGAGGAAGCUGGACAAGAUGUGUUUCAGCUGGAUGGUGAACUAGACAUUGAGCAAAUAGAAAACAACUAGGCUAUCAGGAUCUAGGAUGCAUGAGCAGAUGAGAUCUAUAAAAUUGUGCACAGUUUGCUGCAUUUAUUGUGUUUUUAAACAGUGCUCCAAGGGCAUGUUAAAUCAAACAACUCCACAUUUCAGUAUGUCUAUACCUGAAUAUUCAAUUUGCCAAAAGAAAGUCAGACAGUCCUGCCUCUGUGGGAGCAAACCCAAACGGGAUUGGAGGUAAUUUGUUUUUGACCUACUUAUCAUACACAGACAUAAUUGUCCAAGACAUUGGGUAUAAAAGCAUGCUCAAGAAAGAGUGGUCACUCUCUACAUGUUUCUAUCUAAGCUUGCUGGUAGUAGUUUUAUAUAAAAGCUGCUUCAAAUGCAGUGCGAAUGAUCUUUGCCAUUCUGAUUUAGUAAUUGACACUUUUCCCAAUAUCUGUGCCGCCCCCCCCCCGCCCAUAAUCCUAACAGAGAUGCCAACUUUCCAACCCCAAACUGUGAUCUCAAUGGACUAAAGCCACAAAAGCAAUCUGUCAACUGCUGCACAUUUGUAUAAUGUUGUGCUUUUGUUUUUGUUUAAUUUUGAUUCCUUAUACUUACCUAUUUAUUUUUAAAACUGCCCUAACAUUUAGCUUGCUUCUUUUUUUUCUUGCAUCUAGACUCUGGUAUUGUCUUGCUGUGGUGAGCAAAACAGAACAAUUUAAGUUUUGACUGCUGUCUUAUGUUUCCCAGCAUGUUUGUACUGCAUUAUUACAGAUAUUUUCCUCCCAUUUUUAAUGAGCGAAAAUAUAAUCAGGAGCAAAAUAUGUUUCUGUGUUUGCAAUGAGACUCAGUUGUUAACUCCUCCUCACUGGUGCAAUGAGGUGAUUGAUUGCCUACCUUGCUGUAGAAUUCUGAGGAGCAUAUACCCAGUGGUAUCUGUAGAAUGCCACUUGCUGAGCUCUUGACCAAAGGAUAUUAGCAGCCUAACAUAAAAGAAAGGCAGGGCUAAAACAGACAGCAAGAGAUGUUUUAUCAGUGAAUUUCAAAAUUAUAGGAAUACUGUCUUCGAGCAACAAAUGGAAAGCAAGCUUAUUAAUUUUGCUAAAACAUGCAGAAACUUAUGGACAGGUCUGAAAUCUAGUUGUAAAGGAAACUGUCCAGGAUUCCUAUCAGAAUCAGGAGAAUUGGCAUCUCUGGUUUAGACACCACCAGAUUCCCAAUUAUCUGUGUGUGUGUGUGUGUGUGUGUGUGUGUGUGUGUGUGUGUGUCUGUCUGUCUGUCUGUCUACUGUAGACUCAGGGUGUCCAUAAAUGGACUUAUGAACUUUUUUUAAAAACCCACAACGUUUCUUAAUUUAUAUUAAAAUUGUACAAUACAGGACAAAUGUGUUUUCUACUGCAAGGAUUAUUUUCUCGUACUGCAUGUAACAAAUUAUCUACAACCUCAUUCUUUGCAAUAUGUUUUUAACAGGAAUUAGUUACAUGGGAAGUUUAACAGUUAAUACCAGUGCUGCUGGUUUCAGAUAGAACUUUAGAAGGCUAUUAUUGUAAGUGAGUUGGGAACGAGAUUGUGUAUGACAAGGUUACACUUCUAAUGUGUGACUGUCUUUGUUUGUGUAUUACAAUUUCUGGAAUGUCAGGAAUUCCAAGAAGAAAAGCAAGGAUGUCUAUGAAAGUAUUGACUAUUUUAAAAGCUUUUUUUCCAAAUGUAGACCAAGCAAUAUUUCUGCUUAGACUGCACUAGCUGCAAGUGUGAGAGAAACUGAUGGUAGCACAAUGCAUUAUUUAAUGUUGAAGGCCUUGCAACGUGUGGAAUGCUAUUUAGUAUGGGAUGACUCUGAAUUGAGCCAUGAAAGCCACUGGUUAAUUUGUAGUUUUUCCAACCAUUAGUUGCAGUGAUAACGCAGCACUACCUAACCUGUUUGCCUUACUGUACUUCAAAAGCUUACACAGUAAAUGCUACAGUUAUAUAUGGCUAAUCUGGACAUUUCAACUUGACAUUUAAGGGAUAUUAUGCUAGCAAUUCUCGGUGCGUACUUUGUAUGAAAAGACUGCUUGUACACAGUGAAUGCAUGGGCUACAGUUGCUAAAAUAAAUUGGAGAACACUGCUGUAUUUCAGAAAAUUUGCAAUUCUUAACUAGAAGCAAGGAAGUCUUUGAAGAUUUCAGGCAUGUUCUGAAUCAGUAAAUCUGAUUUCUAUGAAGAGACUGUCUUCAGCAAAACUGUAUCACUUCCUGUUGUUUUACAUGGGCUAUUCUCAAUUUUCAAUAAAAAGAAAUUGAAGCUAAA